UGUUGAUCAAACACAAUUAUCUCGUAUUUGCGUCCAUGUUUUGACUGCAAUUUCCAUUCCGGGCACAGCAUUUGUCAGCCAGACUGCGUGCAGUAAUCUCAUGUCAGUGUGUGGCUAAGUUAUCGAAAUAGACACGGAAUUUCACCGAGUGCAUUGAGCAACAACUCGCGGGCUCACACACUCGUGACACAGUCGACUGUUCCAUAAAUUGUAAGCGACUCGUUUGAGAGCGGACAUAGUAUUUCUACAGUCUGUACACCCAAGAAGAAAAUAAUGGCUUCAAAUAAAGGAGAUGGAGGUUUUCAACGCGUCGGUCCUGACGGUCCAACAGGCUACAGUAUGGGUUAUUCUUCAUUAGAAGGUCACCAGUCAGCUGAUGAUGGCGGAAGUAUCGGUUGCUGUGGUUACGUCUUGUACUUCCUGUCCCUCAUCGCUAUCGCCUGCACCUUCCCUUUCUCACUGUGUCUCUGUAUGAAGGUGGUGCAAGAAUAUGAGAGGGCCGUUAUAUUCCGACUAGGUCGUCUGGUGACGGGAGGAGCCAAGGGGCCAGGUUUGUUUUUCAUCAUCCCAUGCAUGGACUCGUACACCAAGGUUGAUCUGAGAACAGUGUCCUUCGAUGUGCCACCCCAAGAGGUGUUGACCCGCGACUCUGUUACGGUAGCAGUGGAUGCCGUUGUCUACUACCGGGUCCAGAAUGCCACCAUGUCCAUCACCAACGUGGAGGACUCCAACCGCUCCACCAGACUGUUGGCAGCAACUACGCUCAGGAAUGUCCUCGGAACCAAGAAUCUGAGCGAGAUUUUGUCAGAGAGGGAGUCAAUCAGUCACCUCAUGCAGAGUUCCCUAGAUGAAGCUACAGACCCAUGGGGUGUGAAGGUGGAGCGAGUAGAAGUUAAGGACGUCAGACUGCCAGUCCAGCUCCAGAGAGCCAUGGCAGCAGAAGCUGAAGCCGCACGUGAGGCUCGGGCCAAGGUCAUUGCCGCUGAAGGAGAACAAAAGGCUUCCCGAGCUCUGAAGGAAGCUGCCGACGUCAUCACCGAAUCUCCCGCUGCUCUGCAGUUGCGUUACCUGCAGACUCUAAACACCAUCUCCGCUGAGAAGAAUUCCACGAUCAUUUUCCCCCUCCCCAUUGACCUUCUGCAGUCGUUCCUUCCAAAAGGAAAUCAGAAAACAUCAAUGUAGGCCAAGGUCACUGGAAAUAACAUGACCGCAACAAACUUGCCUUAUUCUGGUUGGUCAGUGGAGUAGUACAUAAUUUCAUUUGAGAAGAAGGGGGAACAACUCUGUGUCCAGACAAUUUGUCUAUAUGCAUAGGUUGCAUGCUGUUAUCCUAAUAGUAACUAAAAUGUGAAAAGGUUUUGGCCUCUUUUUAUUUCAAUAUAACCCGUGAUUUCCAUUGAUGUUUGUCUUAUUAACAGCAUUCAACUUCAGGAAUCAAUCAGGGUAGAAUAUGUGGCAUGUUAAUUGUAUGUAUAUUUAUGUACUCCAGGUAAAAACACAGAUUGUGAUGCUCUUGUGCCAAAACCAAGACAUAAGCAUCUCAGAUUUGCUCCAUGAAAACAAUAUAUGCUGUAACAUCGUAAAAUGCUUCGUGUUGCGUUUGAGGUUUUAAUGCAUUCCAGUAAGGGCUACUAAUUUUUCUUAGAGAAAGAAAAUUUGAUACCAAAAUAUAACUGGAAAAAAAAGUGAUUGAUCAAAUAUGAUUGAAAAUGAAAUUGUGUAGACAAAUUUGACUGACUAAUACAAAGUCCAACUUGUUCUUAAGAGAUAGAUAAUACAAUUGAACACCUGCAUUUCAAACAUUGGAGGAGGUUCAAGGGAGACCACCCUUCUCUGCUCUUUUAUAAAAAUAUUGUAAAUAAAUGUACAAGUUUGUUGUCCGUUAAGCUUGUAAAUUUUCUGUCAUUGUUGUUUUUUUGAUCGUCAGUUUUAUAUUUAAUGUACAGGAUGUGAAAUUUUGCUCGAGAAGGUAUUUCUUUCAAUAGUACCUAUAGGGGUUAGUGAACUCCUCUACGAAUAUUAACGGGGAAUGUUUCUUUGAAUAGGAAUGUAGUCAGUAACUCACUUCUAGGCUGCUGAAGGACAUUUCAUGAAUCAAGCAUAAUAAUGAGUUACAAUCACAUGCAUAUAUUAUCUUGUUAAUAUAAACACUGUGUAACGCUCCUUUAAUUUCUCUGCUCACUUGCGCUGUCAUGAUCUACUAACCUGCCCCAUGUAGAUGCUAUGUCGUUAUAAUGGCUACCUGUAUAAAGUCAAACAAUAAUCGGUUUAUGUUAGCCAGUGUAUGUGUCACCCAGCAACUGUUAUCCAAGAUUUGUUGACCCUGAAGGUGAAAGUUUCAAAUCCUCAGGACUUAUGCUUGAAUCAGUUGAAGUGCUCCAUGGUACAGUCACUGUUUGUUGAAGAACUAGGGCUUCUCUUGAGCUGAGGGGAUAGUGAGGACAGGGAUUCUCAUCCUACAAUUUUCUCACAGAGUAGCAACAAUGUCUGUGCAGUUGGAUUUAUCAGUAAACCAAACUAUCAACCUCUGUUUGGCACCAUGUGUGGCAUCACUGUUUGCUGAGUUUCAUUCUUUAGAGCUGAGCGAUUAAAGCGUUCGCUUGUCACGCCAAAUACUGGGUUCGAUUCCCCACAUGGGUACAAAGUGUGAAGCCAAUUUCUGGUGUACCCCGCCAUGAUAUUGCUGGAGUAUUGCUAAAAGCCGCGUAAAACCAUACUCACUCAUUCUUUAGCAUACAAACACCUCCACACGUGGUUCCAGAUUCAAGGUUCACUUGGAUUAUUAUGUUCUUGGGUUGUCAGCGCUGUCCCCAUGGGUUUCAUCAAAGCGGGUAAGCAUGUGGAACCUGCAAUGUAAUACUGUUGAAAGUGGCGUUAAACUCACUUCCUCUGUCAGACUCAACGUGAAGGUCAUGUCCUUGAGAACACUGUUGUUCGCUUUAUGAUUCUCAACUAGAAGUUAAAAAACAAUGGAAAUGUCAUUGUUGAGAAAACUGCUUAAUACCUGUUUUAAGUUUUUAGAUAAUGGUAUAUCACAAAAUGAAACGACACUUCCUCAGAUAAACAAUGGGGAAAUAUUACACUUCACGUGAAGUAUUGGGACCAUUGUUGCACUGGCAUUGUUGCUAUUCUCAAUAGCUGUAGCAAGAUUUCUUGAGGGACCAACCUAAGCAAUAGAUAUGGACUAUGAUUAGAAGUGUAUGUUCAAUGAGCUGAUAUCAAAGAAACCAUAGCAGCUAAUGUAAUGAUUCUGUUUGUGCUACAUUUAUGUCAAGAUUAAUUAUGUCAUUGUGUUUGAAGAUUUCUCUAGUCCAGGUAGCGGUGGUUUAGCGGAUCACGUCUUGCCUUGUCAUGCAACUGGUCUGUGUUUGAGUCACUGCAUUUGUACACUUUGAAGACCUUGUGGAGUCCGCUUUUGUAAUGGUCCUAUAAAAGCCUCAAGUCCCUCAAGCAGACAAUGUUUUUAUUUUUUUAGACGACGCCCGGUUUUGACAACAAUGGGCCUAUCAAAGCCUCAAGUCACUUGUGCAGACAAUGUGUUUAUUUUUUAGACGACGUCCAGUUUUGACAAUAAUGGGCCUGUCGAUCAUGCAGACCAUUUUUAUGUUUUGUUAGACGAUGCCCAGUCUUAACAAUGUCGUGACUGUAUUCCAUACAACCAGCUCUUGUACUAUUACUUUAAAUGGUGUGUUGUGCAUAAUUUAAACAACUUGUGGAGCACUGUUCAGUUGGACCCUUUAUAAUCUUUCAGAACUGUAUAACGUACUUUGUUUUUAUCUGUAUGUAUCCACUCGUUUCUCUCGUAUUCAUUGUUUAACUGUCAUGUUUUCCUCUCCAGUAAAUUAAAACCAUUGCUCAAAAUAUUUUUGCAUAUUAACUUACACUCACAUGCACCAUUCUGACAGUUAUGGAAUAAAACAUAUUUUACCAACCAGGCUAUUCAGGAAAUUAAAACAAUUUAGCACUUUCCCUUUGGUUAGAUUCUUUGUAUUUUGUAUUUCCUAAAUAACAUGUAGAAUUUAUUUUUGAUUACAUCAUCGACAGAUAUGCAUAUGAAUUAAUGCGAAAUUUAAAUGAGGUCAUCUAAACCACUACAUUGAUAUUUUUUCCCCAUUUCAGAUGUUGAUAUUAGCCUGUAUUGCAUAUAUCUGUGGUGUUUUCCGAUUGCUUCAAACUUGAAUCGCUGAUAUGCAAAAAUGAAAUCACUCUAUAAAAGCAAUAAUAAUUCAGUGAAAAAACGCCUACAGUUCAAGCUAUGGUGUGUACUUUUUUCGUACUAUUUUAUAACAUUUUUGUACAAAAAAAGUCCAUGGGAAAUGCACAAGUGGAUCCCCUCUAAACUGUUAAUUUAACACAUACUUCCAGUGAAGGUUCACCAAAGUGGAUCUCUUGAACUUCAUUUUCCAGUAACAGUUUUACAGUGUUUCUUGGCAAUUUUAUACUGAAUUAGUGAUAGUUUAUAAAAACCUGCCCACCAUGAAACAUUUCUAUUCCACUGUGUGCAUCCCCUCCCUAAUGUUGUUCAUGGUUCGUGGUGGUUUGCGAGGUCACUGUGUUCAGAUUUUUCUACAUUUUAAUGAUCAAAUUCUAUGCUCAAGGAUUAUUUGUUAACCAUCCAUCAUAAUAUGUAUUCUAUCGUUCAGUUUGAUAUUUGAAUAAAAUUUCAAGGAAAACCA
Haliotis rubra (blacklip abalone) is the source of this 4676-nucleotide messenger RNA. Its product is annotated as band 7 protein AGAP004871-like. Gene Ontology annotation, cellular component: plasma membrane. Bases 274 to 1182 code for a protein of 302 amino acids. The record is from RefSeq and is a predicted model, not a curated record. Lineage: Eukaryota; Metazoa; Mollusca; Gastropoda; Lepetellida; Haliotidae. The transcript is spliced from 10 exons.